Messenger RNA from Plenodomus lingam JN3, 1881 nucleotides. The record is from RefSeq and is a predicted model, not a curated record. NCBI's taxonomy places the organism in Eukaryota, Fungi, Ascomycota, Dothideomycetes, Pleosporales, Leptosphaeriaceae.
AUGGCCAAUAAACCUUCAGAGGCCGUCUCUGUCGGGGCUGGUGAUGCAUCACCACCGGCCGUUGCAGCCUCGUCGACGUCCAAGAUGAGAAAAAGAACCAAAACCGGCUGCCUCACAUGCCGGAAGCGUCGCAUUAAGUGUGGGGAGGAGCGGCCGACUUGCGGAAACUGCAUCAAAUCAAGGCGACAGUGCGAGGGCUACAAUCAGCGCGUAGUCUUCAAACCGCCGAUUGGAGACUGGCCAAAUCAUCCAGGAGUGGUCAGCACUAUUCAAUAUCACACUUCCUCGCUCCCUGGAUCAGGCAAUCAGCAACAUAGAGCGCCCGAGCAACCCGUACCUCCGCAAGAGAAUCUGCACAUCUCGAUAGGGUCCCAUUCUUCAAUUGAAUUCGACUUCCCCACCGUGGACCAUACUCCUGGCGUUCAACAUGGCGGCUAUGGACACAAUCCAGCAUACCAACAGCCCCUGCAGUCACCACUUUACCAGCAGCCACUUCAUUCCCCUCGUCAUCCGUUACCAAUGUCUGCGACAACGUCAUAUUUUGCCCAACCUACGCCAGUCCACCCAAGUGCGCCCCCUCAUUUCACGCAUGAUACAAGCGGUAGCUAUCAAGAGACUCUCACGUAUGACCCUAGUGCAACAUAUCCACCAGGAUCGGUUGCGUACGACAACAAUACGGAAUCUAGGCCCACAUUUGCUCAGAAUCUAGCACAUCCUUCGCUUUAUCAACAACAGUACUCCUCGGCCACUCAGCAAGACAUUGGAGGCCUGUACCGUUCACAAUCGAACGAAUCACCUCAAAAUGUUCAGUAUGCUCGAUAUACAGAGUCACAAUCAGUACUGCAGCGAUAUGAUGGUAACCCGCUGGCCCCCAUUCAUUCGCUUCAUGCAGACUCAGCGGAUAUGAGCCAAGCUGGGUCUUAUAAUCUUUCUUCAGCUGUUUCCCAUGCUGAUUUUAGCCAUGCAAGCUAUUCGUCUGUCCAAUUACCCACUCAUGAUCUAACGCCAGAUACAAAGUAUAUGCCACAACCUGUCCUCGAGCAACCUGUUGCCGUGUCUCAAAUACGAAAAAGUCAGCCUGAACUCCUACUCAGUGGCUUUGGUGGCGCAGAUUACGCCAGUCCUACACAGAUACUCGACGAGGCCGCUAUCGAGAACGCAGACGACGACUACUGGGAUGUACAAUCUGACGAUGAGAUGCUCGACAUGAACAUUAGCGACGAGGACGCCCUGUUAGCAAGCUCAGAAUUUAGCAUCAUACGUCGGAUACACAACGAGAAUUUCAACGAAUUGGGGAUUCGUCGUUACGACGCUUUCCUUUAUGAUGGUCUUUUGUCGCAUUACAAACCAGAGUAUGCUGCGAGCCCGUUGAGGAAUCCAAAGACUGCUCGAGUAUUCGCGCAUUACAUCCAUGUUACAGGGCCUACAUUGUCCAUAUACGAGCGAAACCCCAGAAAUCCUACUUUGAUCUUCGAAGGGGCAGCACCUCCCGCUCAACAAGGCCUAUGGACCUAUAUAUUACCUCUGAAAGCCCUUGCGCACCAGGGAUUGCUGCACGCUAUGUUAGCACUUGCAAGUCUACACAUUGCCCGACUACAGGGGGCGUCUGUCACGCCAUCCUACAAGCACUACGCAUACUCCAUCAAGCGCCUCGUGCGUUCACUCGGGAAUGCGAAGAAACGUCUAUCAGUAUCCACUCUAGCAACCUCGAUGCUACUAGCUUACUAUGAAGUUUGGAUGGCAGAACACGUCAAGUGGUCUACACAUUUAGUCGGAGCACAGAGACUGAUCACAGAGCUCGACUUCCGUUCACUCACUCGCGAGGCACGCCGACUUAAGGCGGCACAGACGGCGGAGGAGCGCCACUCGAUGCCAGAUUGA